CAAGUGAAAUAAAAGAUCCAGAUCGAUUUAAAGAAAGUUUUAAACAAUUAUUAUCAGAUCGAACAAAUAUGUACGAAGAAGUUGUUAAAUGCAAAGAUAUAUUUGAUACUGCAGCGGAAGAAUCAUGCACAGAUCUAAUAAAAACACGUCUUGGUUGUCAAUCGACAUGUCCAAGUUGUGGAUCAAAAUGCGAUAAUACUGAAAUUAAUCAUACAAAACAUUAUAGUACACGCCAUUUAGCAAGCGCAUUUUAUGGUUGGAAAGUCCGUGACACAAAAAAACCGCUUUUAUGGUUAUGUUAUCAAUUGUGGUUAACAGCCUCUAUUUAUAUCGGUGAAACAAAAUUCCAUCCGAAAAAGAAAUAUUAUGCGGAACGCGCGCCAGAAUGGUUAGAUGAUUUAGAACAAAAAUCAAAAACAGGUGAUUUAUAUGACGAUUCCAAACCACCAAGAGAACAAAGACAAGCUUGGAUGGCUGUGCGACAUGCUUUGGUUAAACGUUACUCAACAUUUGGGAUGGAAGAUCUCGAAAAUUAUGAUGAAAACCUUUAUCCUGCUAUCGAAAGUGUAUCAGCUGAUUUUGAACCUAAAUGGGAUUACAAUCAAUCAUAG
Molecule: messenger RNA, 611 nt
Organism: Adineta steineri
Lineage: Eukaryota; Metazoa; Rotifera; Eurotatoria; Adinetida; Adinetidae
Source: the annotation of a GenBank genome assembly